Penicillium manginii is the source of this 1602-nucleotide messenger RNA. Its product is annotated as DUF2417 domain-containing alpha/beta hydrolase. The record is from RefSeq and is a predicted model, not a curated record. Bases 1 to 1602 code for a protein of 533 amino acids. Lineage: Eukaryota; Fungi; Ascomycota; Eurotiomycetes; Eurotiales; Aspergillaceae. The transcript has 2 exons.
AUGGUCUCCCUAUGGGGCGCGAAAAGAGGCGAACCUGAUCGACAACAGUCGCAGGACCACGAUGACAAUGACGAUGAUGAACAAAUCCGAGCUCGCCACCAGGAACCUACCGAACAGACGCGCCUACUCCCACGGGAGGACAGUCAUAAUUACCUGAGUCCAGAUGAUCCCGCGGUCUCCCCCUACAACUUAUGGAGCGUGCGCGCCCUGCGAGCCCUAUCCCUCAUCGCCCUUGGUAUCAGCUUUGUCUGGUGGACUUUCCUCUUGGUGUCAAUAUUCGUUACUCCGCCGCUGAUACACACCCGCGGAUCGGGUUUCUUCGCAUUCUCCUACACAACUCUCGCCGUUGGAUACCUCGUGCUUGGUCUGCUGUUCUUUACGGUGCCUUCUAAGCAGAAGACCAUCUGGGGUCUUGUCCUUUCCCUCCUCCUCUUGGUCAACAUGAUCAUUAUCGUUUCCGUUCCACAUAUCCGUCGGGAAGAAGGCGGCGUGGGAAUCGCUUCCGUUGUCUGGGCCACGGUGAUCUCUUUAUAUCAAGUCGUGCAGAACAGAACUGUUACGUGGGGCAAGCGCGAGGAAGAAGAACGUUUGACCGGGCGCGAAGAAACUCGACGAUCGCUGCGUGAAUGGCUCGCCGUGCUAUGCGAAAUGAUCUUCUUGAUCGUUAUGGGUCUUGUUGUCGUCCUCUUCACCGCUACCCUAAUUCUGCGUGCCCGCGAUGCAUCACUGGUGCCCCAGGGACAGCUCUAUAGCGUCUACGGGGGUACAUAUAAUGUUCAUCUCAACUGUGUUGGUAAUCGUACAGUUGAAGAUCCGGACCAGCCCACCAUAUUACUCGAGGGUGGUGGCGGUCCUGUCGAGCAUAGCCUCCAACCAUUUAUCGAUGACGCGUACCAAAGCGGCAUCAUCAGUCGAUAUUGCUACUGGGAUCGGCCAGGACUGGGAUGGUCAGAGAAUGCACCAUCUCCCCAUUCCGCAGGAAUGUCGGUAGAUGUUCUGUCCGAAGCACUGGCUCUGGCCGAUGAAACCGGGCCCUGGGUCGUUGUUUCUGCUGGAGUCGGCAGUCUCUACUCUCGUCUAUUUUCCAGCCGGCAUUUGCUCGAGGUGAGCGGUAUUUUCCUGAUCGACCCUUUGCACGAAGCAUAUCUCGAUUCGAUCGGUCGACCGGGCCGGGGAUUUAUGCUUUGGCUUCGUGGUGUCGUCUCGCCCUUGGGACUUGAUCGUCUUGCGGGCGCUAUUAUUCGCGGUCGGACCAGAGAAGAUAGAGUCAUUGGAAGAUCUGCUUAUCAAACAGGCAAGUUUAUCAAGGCAAAGCUGCAGGAGAAUCUAGUUGCUGUUACCAUGACUGCGGCUGAGGUUCAAUCUGCUCGUCAUAUUCAGAUGGGAGAGACUCCGCUGGUUGUUGUCAGUUCUGGUGAGAAGGUGAAAAGGGAUCCUGUUUGGGCUGAGCGUCAGGAGGAUCUUUCUCACAUUACCAAUAAGCUUGUCUCUUGGGAUGUGGUUCAUGACGCACCCCAUGAGGUGUGGACCAGUGGUCAAGGCCGGCAAGUAUUGGAGAAGCGCUUGAGAGAAAUUGUCGAAGCUAGUCGGGCACACAAAUGA